Molecule: messenger RNA, 1661 nt
Organism: Saccostrea cuccullata (small rock oyster)
Lineage: Eukaryota; Metazoa; Mollusca; Bivalvia; Ostreida; Ostreidae
Product: ATP-dependent helicase wrn-1-like
Exons: 2
Coding region: 87-1661 (524 amino acids)
Biological process (GO): double-strand break repair via homologous recombination
Cellular component (GO): nucleus; cytoplasm; chromosome
Molecular function (GO): four-way junction helicase activity; 3'-5' DNA helicase activity; ATP binding
Source: RefSeq, a predicted model, not a curated record
ACUACAGCGACGUCUUUCGGGGAAAUUACAAUCUCUCGACCAAUCAAAUUAAGCCUAACACAUUACCUUUCGGUAAGACAGCCAAUAUGGCCGAUAUAGAAGUUGUAAACAGAAUUUGUCAGAAAUUCAAUCUGAAGUCACUUACAGAUCAACAAAUUUCGGCGAUCGAUGCCCUGAAGAAAGGAAACGACACAUUUGUUGGGACAAAGACGGGGAGUGGGAAAUCUCUGGUCUACGAAAGCUCGCCGGUUGUUUUGGGAGAGAAUGGUGUUACAACUGUGCUUGCUCCGCUGAACAGUAUUAUGUCUGAACAAAUAGAGAGCCUGAACAGGCUUGGAUAUAGAGCUGUGCAAGUAUCGAAUGACACUGAUAAGCAAGCUGUUAUGAACGGAUAUUUUCAGUUCGUGUUUGGAAGCCCCGAACUUCUCGUCGGUGAUGACAAAUGGAGAGAAGUUUUGAGAAAUCCAAUCUUCACAUCAAAACACCAAUUGAUUGUGGUCGAUGAGGCCCACACCGUAAUUCAAUGGGGGCUAGAGCAUCAACAAGAAGGGCCAUUUCGAGAGUGGUUUGCUCACAUAGGAGAGAUGCGAUCACUUUGCAUUGGGGUACCUAUACUGGCGCUCACCGCGACAGCUAGCCCCACACACAGACGCCAAAUUAUUUGUUUUCGUCAUCCAUCCUGUGUAAUUCUAGACAGUCCAGAUAGAUCAAACAUUAAAUUGAAUGUACUGAAAGUGAAAAAUAAUGUAGAAUUAGAAAAUGUAUUUCAGUGGUUAACAGCUGCAUUAGUUGAGAAUGGGCAAGAAUUACAGAGGCAUCUAAUAUUUUGUAACUCAAUUAAAGACUGUGCUAUGAUUUAUAUGCUGUUCUUAAAAAUCUGUGGGCCUACAAAUCAUUUUAACAUGUAUCACAGUAAAACAACUGAUGCCACUAAAGAAAAAAUCCGUAAAGACAUGAAUGAAGCGAAUGGUAGUAUAAAAGUGUUAAUAUGUACAAAUGCAGCAGGGCUGGGAGUGAAUUUCCAAAACUUAAAUAACAUUGUUCAUUAUGGUCCACCCAGAGACCUUGACAAUUUGGUGCAGCAGAUGGGCCGUGCCGGCAGGGAUGAAUCCCCAUCAAAUGAACUGAUUAUCUACAAGGCAAAUCAAUUACAAAAGGUGGAUGAUGAUGUGAUUAAGCUUCUUAAAAGUACUAGUACCUGUAGGCGAAAAAUUCUAAAUGAAGCUUACAUGAAGAAACACACAAGAGAUUGUGAUCACCUCUGUUGUGACAUCUGUGAAUUAAUGUGCAAAUGUCAAAGUGAUGGUUGCCCGUCAAAGCAUUCUGCAAAGGAAACAUUUUUGAAUUUGAGAGAUGAAGAUAAUGAACUAGACAUGAGAAGAGAAAUAGGAGGAGAAGAGAAAGCCGUUGUUCAACAAAGACUUCAGUCAUUGAAGGACGACAUAUUUGAAGGAACCAAAUCUUUCAUUCACAGUGACAUUGUUUGUGGGUUUUCUGUUCAAGAAAUCAUAGCAAAGUUACCUUUUUUAUUUACUGUAAAUGAUAUACUAGAUAAAACAAGUGUUGAUUCUUUCUCAUUAGCCAGCAAGAUAAUCCAAAUAAUUACAGAAAUAUUCAAUGACAAUGAAAUGUAUGCAUUAGAGGAGAUUGACUCUGAUUAA